Molecule: messenger RNA, 1256 nt
Organism: Ectocarpus sp. CCAP 1310/34
Lineage: Eukaryota; Phaeophyceae; Ectocarpales; Ectocarpaceae
Source: the annotation of a GenBank genome assembly
AUGGAGCGCGAGAGGAGCAAGGGGGAGAGGCGCCAGGUGGAGCUCGCUCUCGCCGCGUCCGGCAUGGGCCGGCGUUGCGGGGGAAGUGGGGGGGCAUCCGGGGGUCAAGACGGCGGUCAGGCAGCAGCUGGCGGCCAAAAUCGUGACGGAGAGAAGAAAAAUAGUGACGUGUUCAACAUUGACCCCGGCGGAUUUUGCCGCUACCACCAGUCCGAGCUUCACACCAACGAGCAGCGUCGUCUCCAGCAGCGACUGCGGCGCGCGCGUUCGAGAGAGGGCGCCGAGGAACGCCGCUCGGGCGGCGGUAGCCAGCAAGGGGGUAGACCGCCGCCGAGGCCAGGCCGCGGUGGCGGCCGAUGGGUGAGGCUAGGAGGGCAGCAGCACCACACCGGUCAUGGUGGCGGUGUCUGGAGCCAAGCCUCACCCCCCCCGAGACCUCUUCGUGGACGUGGGCCUGGUGGUCGUCUGGGGCGUCACCCGGGGGGUCGUGGGCCCGCGGGACGCCACAGCAGCGACGGGCGUGCCGAGAGAGAACGGGCAGGGGGAGGCCCGGGGCACGCGCGUUCUGGCCGCGGAAGAGAGCAGGCGUACGUUGUGUACUACGCCCACGAUGAUGGUGGCUACUACGAAGACUAUAGCGACUACGACGACGGCUGCUACUACGAAGACGGCCACCACGACGCUGGGUACGCCCACUACGCCGGCGGUGGGGACAGCUACAGCUACUCCUCAGGGAUAGGAGUGACGGUUGGAGUAGAGUCUUCUGCGUCUGCUUCGUCUUUGCUGAGUGUGGAAUCUAGUGAGGGGCCGCCUGGUAGCGAGAGAUGGGUAGCUGACUCAGUAGCCAGCAAUUGUUUCACCAACAGCAGCCUACACAUGUAUGACCUGCAAGAGAUCCCCGCGGUAGGAAGUAUAUCGUUGCAGGUGAUGGUCGACUGCUAGACGUGCAAGCCAUCGGUAGUAUUUAUGUUAGAUCCUUUCAGGAGGAUGAGAAUGCUGAAACAACGACGAUGUUUGUGAAGCUCACUGACGUUUCUGUUGUCGAGAGCCUGAGUUUCAACUUGUUCUCAACGCAUGCUGUUUCUUUGAAGCAACCAAUCCUCUACGACGAACAUGGUGCAACCCUACAAAAUGGACUGCUCUUUGCUAGAGAGGAAAAAGCGUCUGCAGCGUAUGCCAUGCGGUUGCCGUACGACCCAUCUGCGACUAUUGUAGACCCUGCUGCUUUGCCCGCAUUCGUGACUGCCCCCGAUUCC